This is a messenger RNA of Fusarium sp. VM40, 1245 nucleotides long. The record is from the annotation of a GenBank genome assembly. NCBI's taxonomy places the organism in Eukaryota, Fungi, Ascomycota, Sordariomycetes, Hypocreales, Nectriaceae.
AUGGCGUCCCGAAGCCUCAUCCCGUUUCUUGUAGCCAUGAUGCUACUCACAGGUGUUUGCAACACCCUGUUGACUAAAUAUCAGGACAAUCAAUGUGUUCGCAACUGUGAUCCCGAUGACAACCCGAGGAAGCGCGCUUUUUUCAACCAGCCAGUGCUUCAGACGGCGCAGAUGUUUGUCGGCGAGAUGGGCUGCUGGCUGGUUGUCGGUAUGAUGGCGCUCUGGCGACGGUUCAAGGGCUCUGCUCCGGAAGAACGGGGCUACCAAGCUGUUGGAGUCGAAGACAAUGAGCAACCCGCCUCUGAAGUGGAAGUCAACGAUCGUACAAAGCUACUGCACACUGGUCCAUCAGUUUUGAGGGGAUACCGCAUCACUCUGCUUGCUCUACCUGCUAUUUGCGACAUCUGCGGCACUACACUAAUGAAUGCUGGACUUCUUAUGGUGGCUGCAUCUAUCUAUCAAAUGACUCGAGGUGCUUUGGUUCUAUUUGUCGGCCUCUUCAGCGUUGUCUUCUUGAAGCGUCACUUGCAUCUCUUCCAGUGGCUUUCCCUCAUGGGUGUUGUCAUGGGAGUGGCUGUUGUUGGACUGGCUGGUGCCAUUUGGCCAGACGAGAAACCUGAGAAUUCUAUCGGGCUACCAGAGGAGGACUCCUUGAAAGAUGGCGGCCUCUCAGACGCUACAAGGGCCAUCGUCGGCGUGUUACUUAUUGCAGGUGCUCAAAUCUUCACAGCCACUCAGUUCGUGCUUGAAGAAUGGCUUCUCGAACGAUCUUCGAUCGAGCCGCUUCGUGUAGUUGGCUGGGAGGGUAUCUUUGGCUUCAGUUUUACGCUUCUGGCAAUGCUUGUUUUGCAUGCGACUAUCGGCUCAACUGACGCUGGUCGCUAUGGAUACUUUGACAUUGUUGAGGGCUGGCGCCAGAUGACUGAGAAUAAGCAGGUCCUCAUGACAAGUUUCCUUAUCAUGAUCAGCAUUGGUGGCUUCAACUUCUUUGGCUUGUCUGUCACUCGAAGCGUCAGUGCUACCUCGCGGUCUACCAUUGAUACCUGUCGCACACUCUUCAUCUGGAUCGUUUCCCUUGGGUUAGGCUGGGAGACAUUCAAGUGGCUACAGAUCGUCGGUUUCGCCCUGCUUGUGUACUUUACCUUCCUGUUCAACGGCAUCGUCCAGCCUCCGUUUGACUUCCUGAAGGUCCCCGAUGAAGAGAUCGAGGAGCUGCUACCUGAGGAACCCAUCGAACAUCGCUGA